AAGAUAACCUUGAAAUUACGCGAGCAAUGUCAUUUCACAAAACCUACCCAUUUUUCGGCGAGUCACGAGUUGCUUUUUCUUGAGCAUAAAAUAGAACGAAACCAAGCCGGAUUUGUCCAGUCGAUUAAUACGAGAAUGAACUGAGGAUAAGGAUUCUUCAACUCAUCAUAUACAUAAACGUAUAAAAUUAAUUUUGAAAACAAGGCACAUUCUUUAAGUUUCCUUAUCUGCUCUUAAAUAUAAAUAUGAGCUCCACUACGGCAACUGUCGGACCUUCGUCUUCUAAUGAAUUAAAAAAAUCAAAAGUUAAAGUCGCCGUGGUUCAAGCCUCGCCAAUUAUUCUGGACAGAGAAGCGACAAUUGAGAAAGUUGCAAAAAUCUGCAAAGAGAAUGGGUGUUUUGGUGCCGGAGCAGAACUUGUCCUUUUCCCAGAGGCCUUCAUUUCGUGGUACCCUCGCGGAAAUACCUUUGGGGUUGGAAUUUAUGAUGUUACUGACGAGGGAAGGGAUAUUUUCAAGCGUUACUGGGACAGUUCCGUUCAAGUACCAGGAAAUGCGGUUGAUCGUUUGGGACAAAUUGCCAAAGAGAACAAACUCUACCUCGCCAUUGGAGUAAUUGAACGGGAAGAAAACAGUGGAACCCUGUACUGCUCCAUCUUAUUCUUCUCCCCAUCCGGUGCACUGCUAGGAAAGCAUCGUAAACUGAUGCCAACUGCGGGGGAAAAAUUAUGCUGGGGAUACGGUGAUGGGUCGACAAUUCCAGUAUUUGACACGCCCAUUGGGAAAUUUGGGGGCGUUAUUUGCUGGGAGAAUUUCAUGCCCAUGAUAAGAAUGGCAAUGUAUGGGAAAGGGGUGCAAAUCUACCUCGCACCCACAGCCGACUGUUCCGAUGCUUGGUUGCGUUCGAUGCGUCACAUUGCAUUUGAAGGACGAUGUUUUUUGUUAACAUGCAACCAAUUUGUGAAGCGGUCUGACUACAAGGAAGGAGUUGACUAUGGACAAAGUUUUCCUAGUGAAGACCCGAACUAUGUGAUGUGCAGAGGUGGGUCGGCAAUCAUUGGUCCGCGGGGGGAAAUGUUGGCCGGACCAAAUUAUGAAGGGGAGGCUGUACUUUUUGCUGAGCUGGACUUGGGGGAUAUCAUUCGAUCAAGAAUUGAUUUUGAUCCGAUGGGCCAUUACAGUCGUCCUGAUGUGUUUAGUCUGGUGGUGAAUGAGAGGAGAAAUUUGAAUGUUACGUACGUCAACAGUGAGCAACGAGGGGAUGAAACAGGCGAAGGAAAUACAGAUAAUAACAAGGACGGAUUUGGGUUAGGUGCUGAUAAAAGUAAAGCAGUUAAAGACGGGUUGAAAAAUUUGAAGAUUUAAUUCUUGUAAAAUCUCGAUUGCAUUUUGUUCGAGAACAUUAUAAUUAUAAACUUAAAAAUGUCUUAUACUUGGCUGUAUUUCUGGAUAUGAAUUGAUUAAAUAGGUUGUCAUAAAAAUAAAUAAAUUUGAACAAUCUAUUUAAA
Messenger RNA from Folsomia candida, 1507 nucleotides. RefSeq names its product bifunctional nitrilase/nitrile hydratase NIT4B. The transcript is spliced from 3 exons. The record is from RefSeq and is a predicted model, not a curated record. Gene Ontology annotation, molecular function: nitrilase activity; nitrile hydratase activity. Bases 246 to 1364 code for a protein of 372 amino acids. Gene Ontology annotation, biological process: detoxification of nitrogen compound. NCBI's taxonomy places the organism in Eukaryota, Metazoa, Arthropoda, Collembola, Entomobryomorpha, Isotomidae.